Molecule: messenger RNA, 1738 nt
Organism: Pelagomonas calceolata
Lineage: Eukaryota; Pelagophyceae; Pelagomonadales; Pelagomonadaceae
Source: the annotation of a GenBank genome assembly
GCCACGAAACCGACACCUCUCUGCGUGACCGCACGCCCGCCCCGCCCCCGGCCCCCAUACGCCGCCCGAGUGUUAGCUUGGGUGAGGCCUACAGGCAAUCCGGACGACCUCUGCUGAACCUGACGUGCGGAUGUUUCCGCCGCAGCAAGCUCGCGUCGGGGAAAUCCGCGUGCUAGCGGCCUGUAAGACACUAGGCAUCCCUAGCAAGCAGCAAAAAAGUAAGGACACGGCACAGGGCUGCCCAAGCGCAUAAGCGAUGGAACGGGCGUGCGUGGACGUUUUAUCGAAGCCGCCGGCGCGUUGCUGACGCCCAAAGACGGACUGCUGCCCCACGCCAUCGCCGCGAGGCAGCACUGCCUCUAGCUACACAACCAUGGCCGCACGCCAUCGCCGCGGCAGCUCCGCCUCCAGCUGCACACCCAUGCGUCUUAUGAUAUGCCUCGCCGCCUUCACAACGGCCUCCGAAAUGGUCAAGCACAAACCAAAGCCGAUGCGGACCUACACCGCCGACUCCGAGCCGCCAAAGCGAUGUGGUAUUCAGAACGUGCCGCACGACCCCGCGCAAGGAACCCGAGUCGCGCUAGCUCUCUUUGGACUCGUCAGGAAUAACGCCACGGCCUUGAACUUCGAGCGGUUCCUGCUCGCACCACUGUUAGAUGAUACGAAGGAAAAGUACACGAUUGACGUCGUCUUACAUGCGAACGUCGCCAGUAGAAUAACGAACGCGCGAAGCGGCGAGGCGCUCCAGAAAUUACCGGGAUAUGGGGCGUGGAGAAGGUUCGCGCCCUGCCGAUGGACUCUGGAAGAUCAAGACGCCUUGGAUGCCAGACUCCAGAAAUUCAAGCGCCAGGUCAUGAAGGUGACGUCGGACACGUAUCAUGAUGAUGGCCAGUCGAUCAUGAACUUGUUGCGGGCGCUGCAUUCGUUGCGGGAAUCGGGGCGAUUAGUCGAAGCGCGGGAGCACGCCACGGGUUUGAGGUUCGACGUCGUCGCUUCGGUAAGAGUCGACACGAUCUUCACGCGCGAGGUGCCCGCGCCGGUGUUUGCCUUCGCGUCGAAGUCGCCCGUGGCCAAGAUCUUCGUGCCCCACUUUGGGUGUUCCAUCAACGGCGACCUGGUGCUCAACGAUCGCUUCGCGCUCGGCCAGCGCCAGGAGAUGCUUUAUACUUACUUAAACAGGAUCGAGACGCUCAUCACGUACCACGUCAACACGAGCGAGACGCGGCACGUCGGCAUCAGCGGGGAGCGGCAUUUAUUGAACGCGGUGUCGGACAAGCACAUCCCCGUCGCGCGGCUCUUCGAGUUUUGCCUGCGACGCGUCCGCGCGGGCGGGCGCAUCUGGUACAAGCUCUUCGUGUCGCAAGACGGCCACACGUGCCCGCUCGAGGAGACGGACCAGUGCGACCAGGCCUGCAUGCUCGCGCAGCCCCGCUGCGAGGCGGGCCGCGGCUGCCGCCAGCGGGGCCAGCACUACGCCGCGCGCUUCUUCGACGGCUACGACUGGUGCGACAACAAAAAAAGGCCGGACUACGUCUGCCGCUACGACACGGUGCGCCUCGGCUUCUCCGAGGCGGGGAAGAAGAUUAUCAACGUCCCGGGGGCUGCGAACGGCAAGCAGAUGCCGCCGCGCGGGCGCGCGCGCGGCUGGCGCGCGGCCGCCGCGGCGAAGAGUAAGGGGGAGAUGUAGUAGUUCUUAGGCCGACGGAGGGUGAGAAGUUCGAAUUCGUGCGGUUUUUUU